Molecule: messenger RNA, 1171 nt
Organism: Cladophialophora immunda
Lineage: Eukaryota; Fungi; Ascomycota; Eurotiomycetes; Chaetothyriales; Herpotrichiellaceae
Exons: 2
Coding region: 183-938 (251 amino acids)
Source: RefSeq, a predicted model, not a curated record
CGGCUGGUCUCGACAAUGGCCUCUGAUUUCUUGGGUUCCUCAUAUACAGUCUUUCUUCUCAGUCUCAACGGCUUCUUCCAGCAUCUCAUUAAUCAGUGUGAAUCUUUCGUUGCAGUCCCAACAGCAUCUGCGGGCCAGAAAAUUCCCUUCAUUAAUAUCAAUCACGACUUUCUUUUACCAAAAUGAAGUACUCGAUACUCCUCGCCUCAUUGGCGCCUACGAUGAUGGCCGCACCACUCACUCGCGAUACGUUUGAAUGGACGCCAACAUUAGCUGGUUACUUCGACGUUGUCUUUCAAUACAUGCAACAAGCUAAACAACCUGGCCAACCAUCGCCAACUUGUGAUCUGUCAAAAGCUGCUAUGCCGAUCGCACCGUCACCACUACCGAGUCCGGCGGGUUUGGUUCUUGAACAUGUUGCCGUAGGCAGAGGUGUUCAGAACUAUACGUGCGCCAAUGCCACGGCCACUCCUGCAGCAGUCGGAGCUGUUGCAAGAUUCUACAAUGCCUCGUGUGUGGCUGCCGACUAUCCAGAUCUCCUCGGUCUGAUCCCCAACCUGGCAUUACAAUACCCUCUGCCAGCCGAUCCAUCUGCUCCUCUUGCACCCUCGGAGCUUCAGCUUUCAUCUCAUCACUUCUUUUCCAAUACCACCACUCCGGUUUUUACUUUUGACACUCCCGAGUCCCCCGACUUCGGCACUAUCUUUGCACAGAAAGUGCACUCCUCCGAUGCACCGGCCAAUGCAGUCCCCGGCAUCAGCGGUACUGGCAACGGUGCAGUCCCCUGGCUAUACCUGACAUCCCGAUCCGAUACUGAAAGCGAAAUCAAGGCCGUCUACCGCUUGAGCACGGCGGGUGGACAGCCACCGGAGACAUGUGCAGACAUGCCUGCGGCUUUCAGCGUGGACUACUCGGCGACGUAUUGGUUCUACAAGUAGGAGAGUAAUGUGCUGUCGAGACUGAUUGUGUUUUCACUUUGCACGGCGUUGGGGUCAUGUACAUAGCAUUUCUGGGGGCACUAAUGCCCAUAGUGGGCGGUAUUCUUCAUGGAUAUUAAGAUUUUGCGAAGCUGUCGGGUAGUUCAUAUUGCUGGAAUAUAUACCCCCAGAUACAUCUGAGAAAAUGGCAACGCUUCCCCACGGGAUGAUAUUACAGUUAUGCUCUUCAUCCU